Messenger RNA from Populus trichocarpa (black cottonwood), 1700 nucleotides. Its product is annotated as scopoletin glucosyltransferase. Bases 132 to 1592 code for a protein of 486 amino acids. The transcript has a single exon. Gene Ontology annotation, molecular function: UDP-glycosyltransferase activity. NCBI's taxonomy places the organism in Eukaryota, Viridiplantae, Streptophyta, Magnoliopsida, Malpighiales, Salicaceae. The record is from RefSeq and is a predicted model, not a curated record.
UUAUGUUCUAAAGAAUUACUUCACUGCAAGCAGCCAAAUAGCUUCCCGUUAAUUCCUCGCCCUACCUUGGCCCUUUCAAAACUUUUAACUUAACAUCGCUCAUUCAUCAUCAGCUCCAAGUUCAAGACUAAAUGGAGUCCCCGCCGUUCCAGCUUCACAUUGCAUUCUUCCCAUUCAUGGCCCAAGGCCAUAUCAUUCCAACUGUUGACAUGGCUAGAACUUUUGCUAGGCAUGGGGUGAAGGCAACCAUUAUUACCACUCCUCUUAAUGCGCCUCUCUUCUCAAGAACAAUUGAACGAGAUAUAGAAAUGGGUUCCAAAAUCUGUAUUCUUAUAAUGAAAUUCCCUUCUGCAGAAGCUGGGCUGCCAGUAGGUUGUGAGAAUGCGAGUUCCAUCGAAACGUUAGAAAUGGUUCCAAAGUUCUUCAAGGCAGUUAGCCUGCUUCAACAACCACUCGAGUAUCUCCUCGAAGAAUGCCGUCCCAGUUGUCUUGUGGCAGACAUGAUGUUUCCCUGGGCUACAAAAGUGGCAAGCAAAUUUGGGAUCCCAAGGCUGGUUUUCCAUGGAACAAGUUAUUUUGCUCUCUGUGUAUCUGAUUGCUUGAAACGCUUCGAACCUUACAAAAGCAUAGAAACUGAUUUGGAGCCUUUCACGGUGCCUGGCCUUCCAGACAAGAUAAAGUUGACUAGACUACAACUGCCUUCACAUGUUAAGGAAAAUAGCGAACUUUCAAAGCUAAUGGAUGAAAUUUCACGAGCAGAUUUGGAAAGCUAUGGAGUUAUCAUGAACAGUUUCCAUGAGCUGGAACCAGCUUAUUCAGAACACUACAAGAAGGUGAUCGGAAGGAAGGCAUGGCACAUCGGCCCAGUUUCACUUUGCAAUAGGGACACCAGAGAUAAAAUGCAAAGAGGAGGCGUGGCAUCUAUCGAUGAAAAUGAAUGUUUGAGAUGGCUAGCCAUGAAGAAAUCCCGUUCAGUUCUAUACAUUUGUUUUGGAAGCAUGUCCAAGUCUGACUUUUCAGCUACUCAGUUAUUUGAGAUUGCAAAGGCUCUUGCAGCUUCUGGACAGAACUUCAUUUGGGCAGUGAAAAAUGGAGAAAAAACAAAGGGUGAAGACCGAGAAGAAUGGUUGCCAGAAGGAUUCGAGAAGAAAAUUCAAGGAAAGGGUUUGAUAAUAAGAGGAUGGGCACCCCAGAUGCUGAUCCUUGACCAUGAAGCCGUUGGAGGGUUUAUGACUCAUUGUGGAUGGAACUCAGCACUGGAGGGAAUUACUGCAGGGGUGCCAAUGGUCACAUGGCCACUUUGUGCUGAACAGUUUUAUAAUGAAAAAUUGAUUACAGAUGUUCUCAAAAUAGGUGUAGCGGUUGGAGCUCAGGAAUGGUCGAGGCAUGAAAGGAAAAUUUUAGUGAAGAAGGAAGAAAUAGAGAACGCGAUUACUCAGUUAAUGGUUGGUGAAGUAGCUGAGGGACUCAGAAACCGAACUAAGGCACUCAAAGAGAUGGCAAGGAGGGCGACUGAAGUAGAGGGAUCAUCAUACUGCGAUUUGAAUGCAUUAAUAGAAGACCUUAGAGCCAUAAAGUCUACCAGCUACUAGAACAGGAUGAACAUGAAUUGUCAGGAAAAAAAGAUCUGUUGAAUAAACGUGCUUUUCGUAUAUAUGUAUGUGAAUUGAGUUAUUUUAACAUUCUUUGUAAUCUUCAAA